AUGGAUUUGUAUGAUAGUGGAGUAAUGGAGGCAAGAGUGCAGUUUGUGAAAUCUCGUAUUCAGCCAGUUAUCGAAGACACUAACAAGGAAAUCAAGCAUCUUGAACUAUCAAUUGCAAUCCUGAAUGUCAAGAUGAAACUCAAAUCCCGUAUUCAACCCGUUAUUGAAGACGUUGACAACGAAAUCAAGCAUCUGGAACUAUUAAUUGCAAUCAUGAAUGGCAAGAUGAAAGUCCUUACCGCACAUCGAAAAGUUUUUCAGAAUUUGGAACAUAUUGUCAUGACUCGUGGAAAUUUCACACCUCAAGACGUGCUAACUGAGAAAAUUAAGAUUGAUGAUAAUGAUGAUGAUAUCGAUGAUAAUGGUGAUGGUGAGGAUGGUGACGAUGAUGAAGAUAAGAAACGGAGCAGACAUCUUCAUCGCAUGGUUUCUGUUUUGAAUAAAACACGCAAGUUGCUGCGUCUAACCACUAGUACACCAAAGGCAAAAACCCCCAAAUUUUACAGUAUUGGUGUUGUUAGGGGGGAGGCAGCCCCCGAGGUCAGAGUUGAGACCCCAGCUAGGGGUAGAGGUCGGGCUAGAGGCCGAGAACGUGGUCGAGGCCGUGCCAGAGGAGCGGCACCUGCCCGAGGCCGAGGUAGAGAGCCUUCACCUGAGCCACAAAUUGGAGUAGCUGCAGAGCAGGCUCCUGCGGGCCAUGCACCCCCAGUUCAUGAUGACAGACUCAACAGGAUAUUUGGGUUAUUGGAGCGUCUUGCUCAGGGUGCAACAGGUAUACCAGCGGGGUUACAAGCUGGGGUAGGGGCACAGGCCCCUGGUUAUCAGCAUCAGAUUCCAGUGGUUACAGAGCCGGUGGUUCAGCCACCACAGGUUCCAGCACCGGUUGUAGGUGUAUCGGCGGCCCUUGAGGUGGCCUUGGCAGAUGAUGACCAGGUCUGCUAUGAGCGGUUUCAGAAAAUGAAACCACCUCAGUUUCAUGGUGCUAAGACUGAUGAUGCUCACGAGUUUUUGACCUUGAGUCGAGAGAUGUCGGCGGCGGUACGCAUGUUAGAUGAGAGGGGAGUCCGAUUUGUGUCCUUUCAGUUACGCGGUGUCGCUAGGGAGUGGCUAAGGACCUUCAUGAGUUCGAGACCAGCGGGAUCUCCUCCUAUGGAGUGGAGUGAGUUUUCUAGUGCCUUCGAGGGUCGUUUCAUCCCUUGGAGUGUACAGGAGGAGAGCCGUAUGAGGUUUGAGAGUUUGGUGCAGGGUAGCAUGUCAGUCGCAGAUUACGAGGCUCGAUUCUGUCAGUUGUCGAGACAUGCCUCUGCUUUGAUUUCAGGUGAGCCUGAGCGAAUUCGCAGAUUUGUCAGGGGUUUGAUUCCCACUAUCCGUAGUUAUGUGUUUAGAUCAUCUCGAGAGGGUGCUUCCUUCCAGACUAUAGUGAGUGCAGCCAGAGAGGCUGAGUUGCUUGAGCGGGAUGAUUUUGGUGGGCCCAAGAGGGUCCGUACAGGUGGUCAGUAUUCGGGUACCUCGUCAGAAGGUAGGGGCCCACACAGGGGAGGCGGGUCCUUCCUGCGUCAGAGGCCAGUACAUGCUUCAUUACCAGCUAUCGAGGGUGGGCCAGUAGCUCGGGGUCCUCCAGGUUCGGGUCGAGGUGGUUAUAGCAUUACUUCGGGUUCUUCACAGUCAGGAUCCACACCGAGGUCUUGUUAUGGUUGCGGUGAUCCAGGCCACUUGAUUCGUCAGUGUCCACAUCAGACUCAGUCUAGACCACACCGUACUGUCUCUGCGGUCCCAGAGAGAGAUUCAGCACCUCCGGCUAGAGGUCGGGGUCGGGGACCGGCAUCUGGUAGAGGCAGACGAGUUUCGGGUAGAGGUGCUAGUGGCGCCUCAGGUUCACAGAGUGGGGGCAGAGGUGCCCAGUGUUAUGCUUUUCCUGGGAGGCCCGAGGCUGAGGCUUCUGAUGCAGUUAUCACAGGUAUCGUCUCAGUUUGUCAUCGGCUUGCUUCCGUGUUAUUUGAUCCUGGUUCUACAUUCUCAUAUGUGUCUACAUAUUUUGCUUCCGGCCUUGAGUUGACUUGUGAUCGUAUGUCUGUGCCUAUUAGAGUCUCUACACCCGUAGGUGAACCCUUAGUGGUGAAUCGAGUAUAUCGAUCUUGUCUUGUUGUCUUAUCAGGGUAUGAGACUUGGGUGGAUAUGAUUCUUCUUGAUAUGUUAGACUUUGAUGUCAUAUUGGGUAUGGACUGGCUUUCCCCCUAUCAUGCGCUUCUUGAUUGUUAUGCUAAGACUAUCACCUUAGUUAUUCCGGGUAUUCCUAGAGUGGAGUGGAGAGGGACUAGUGGUUCGUAUCCCAACAGGGUCAUAUCUCAUAUUCGGGCUCAGAGGAUGAUUGACCGGGGUUGUUUAUCUUAUUUGGCCUUUAUUCGGGAUGUUGGAGCUGAGUCACCCGCCAUGGAGUCUAUUCCGGUGGUUCAGGAGUUCCCUGAUGUGUUUCCCGAGGAUCUACCUGGUGUUCCUCCUGUUCGUGAUAUUGACUUCUCUAUUGACUUGGAGCCGGGCACCAAGCCCAUAUCUAUUCCACCUUAUCGUAUGGCUCCAGCUGAGUUGAAGGAGUUGAAGGAUAAGAUUCAGGACUUAUUGACCUUGUUCUCUAAGAUCGACUUGAGAUCUGGGUAUCAUCAGUUGAGGAUUAAGCCUUCAGAUGUGGCGAAGACAGCUUUUCACACACGAUAUGGUCAUUAUGAGUUUUUGGUGAUGUCAUUUGGGCUCACCAAUGCCCCUGCGACGUUCAUGGAGUUGAUGAAUGGAGUGUUUCGCCCAUACUUGGAUUCCUUCGUGAUUGUGUUUACUGAUGACAUCUUGGUAUAUUCCAAGACCGAGGCGGAUCAUAUUUGUCAUUUGAGGGCCGUGCUACAGAAGUUGAGAGAUGAGAAGUUGUAUGCUAAAUUGUCUAAGUGUGAGUUUUGGCUUGAGUCAGUGGCUUUCCUAGGGCACGUGGUGUCUAAGGAUGGAGUUAGGGUUGAUCCGGCCAAGAUUGAGACGGUUCAGGGUUGGACUAGACCUACAUCACCUAUCGAGAUUCGGAGUUUUGUUGGCUUGGCGGGUUACUAUCGGCGUUUUGUUCAGGGAUUCUCUACUAUAGCUGCGCCGUUGACCAGAUUGACUCAGCAGACGGUUCCUUUUCAUUGGUCACCCGAGUGUGAGGCGAGCUUCCAAAGGCUCAAAUCCCUAUUGACUUCAUCACCUGUCUUGACUUUGCCAGAGGAAGGUGUUGGAUUUACUAUUAAUUGUGACGCUUCGGGUGUUGGACUUGGAGGUGUUUUGAUGCAGAAAGGUAAGGUUGUAGCCUAUGCCUCUAGACAGCUGAAGGCACACGAGAGGAAUUACCCCACUCAUGAUUUGGAGUUGGCGGCUGUGGUGUUUGUGCUUAAGUUGUGGAGAUAUUACCUAUAUGGUGUUCAUUGCGAGGUAUUUACUGAUCAUAGGAGCCUACAAUACAUAUUCACUCAGCGGGAUCUGAACUUGAGACAGCGUAGGUGGCUUGAGUUGCUCAAGGACUACGACAUGACCAUUUUGUAUCACCCCGGGAAGGCCAAUGUGGUGGCCGAUGCCUUGAGUAGGAAGACUCCUAGUAUGGGGAGUCUUGCCGCGAUCAGUGUUGAGAGGCGGCCUUUGGUUCGGGAUGUUCAGAGGUUAUUUGACAGCAUGGUGAGAUUUCGGGUUUCUGAGGAGAGUGGAGGUGUGUUUGCCUUCGUUGAGGCCCGUUCAUCUUUGAUGGAGCAGAUUAGAGAGCAUCAGUAUGAAGAUGGGAAGUUGUGUCUCAUCCGGGACAAGGUGAUGAGUGGUGAAGCCAAGAAGGCUAAGAUUGACUCUGAGGGUGUAUUGAGGAUUGAGGGCCGGAUAUGUGUGCCCAAGGUUGGUGAUUUGAUCAGAUUGAUUCUUGAGGAGGCUCAUUAUUCUAGGUAUUCUAUUCAUCCCGGAGCGGCGAAGAUGUAUCAUGAUCUUAGUCAGCACUAUUGGUGGUGUGGGAUGAAGAGGGAUAUUGCAGAGUUUGUGGCUAGGUGCUUGACAUGUCAGCAGGUCAAGUGUGAGCACCAGAAGCCUGGUGGUGUGACUCAGAGGAUGCCCAUUUCUACUUGGAAGUGGGAGAGGAUUGCUAUGGACUUCGUAGUUGGAUUGCCUACCAUCGUGGGUGGUUAUGAUUCUAUAUGGGUGGUCGUCGACAGACUGACCAAGUCUGCUCAUUUCAUCCCUGUCCGAGUGAGGUAUACAGCGGAGAAGUUGGCUCAGAUUUAUAUUAGUCAGAUUGUGCGAUUACACGGAGUGCCGGUGUCCAUUGUGUCUGACAGGGGUUCAAUAUUCACUUCUCAUUUCUGGAGAGCAUUACAACAUGAUUUGGGCACUAGACUCGACAUGAGCACAACUUUUCACCCUCAGACUGACGGUCAGUCUGAGAGGACUAUUCAGGUGUUGGAGGACAUGCUUCGAGCUUGCGUGAUCGACUUUGGUACUAGAUGGGAUCAACACUUGCCAUUGGCAGAGUUCGCCUACAACAACAGUUAUCAUUCUAGCAUUGGGAUGGCAUCUUUUGAGGCACUGUAUGGUAGGCGGUGUAGAUCACCUAUUGGAUGGUUUGAUUCAGCGGAGGUGAACUCCCUUGGUACUGAUAUUCUUAGAGAGGAUAUGGAGCGUGUUCGUGUGAUUCAGAGUAGGCUCUUGACUGCCCAGAGUAGGCAGAAGAGCUAUGCUGACAGGAGGGUUCGACCCUUAGAGUUCAUGGUGGGUGAUCGAGUUUGGCUUCGGGUAUCGCCCAUGAAAGGUGUGAUGAGAUUUGGGAAGAAGGGCAAGCUCAGCCCUAGGUUCAUUGGCCCAUAUGAGAUUUCGGAGAGGAUGGGAGAAGUGGCUUACAAGUUAGCCUUGCCACCUAGUUUGACAGCCGUGUAUCCAGUUUUCCAUGUUUCUAUGCUCCGGAAGUAUGUUCCGGAUAAGUCUCACGUGAUUUCGGUUGAGUCGGUGGAGUUGAGUCCAGAUUUGACAUUUGAGGAGGAGCCUAUAGCUAUUUUGGACAGGCAGGUUCGCAAGCUCCGUACCAAGGACAUCGUUUCAGUGAAGGUUCAGUGGAGGCAUCGAUCAGAUAGGGAGGCGACUUAG
Messenger RNA from Solanum verrucosum, 5130 nucleotides. RefSeq lists its product as uncharacterized. The transcript is spliced from 4 exons. Gene Ontology annotation, molecular function: nucleic acid binding; zinc ion binding. Bases 1 to 5130 code for a protein of 1709 amino acids. NCBI's taxonomy places the organism in Eukaryota, Viridiplantae, Streptophyta, Magnoliopsida, Solanales, Solanaceae. Gene Ontology annotation, biological process: DNA integration. The record is from RefSeq and is a predicted model, not a curated record.